Messenger RNA from Priapulus caudatus, 595 nucleotides. RefSeq names its product pumilio homolog 1-like. The record is from RefSeq and is a predicted model, not a curated record. Lineage: Eukaryota; Metazoa; Priapulida; Priapulimorpha; Priapulimorphida; Priapulidae.
GCUUUUCGUGAAAAGAUGUCCGACAUGAUCAUUUUACAGUGUUGAAGGUCGACAAAAAUCCGGCCAAUCAGGAGUCGAGGAAUGAGUAACUUGUGCGUUUGGUAAGCAUGAACGCAGUGCCUUGGAACGACUCUCACGGCAUGCUUUCCAACGGACAGCAGCAAGACGUACAUGGCGUCAGACACUCGAGCCUUCGUUCGCAGGACGAUGCUAUGGUCGGCUAUUUCUUUCAGAGGCCACAAUCUGACAGUGACCUACAGACUCAGUACACCAAAAAGUGGGCUGUUGGUGACGACAGUGUGCUAGAACAAUUACGUGCGUCAGACGUGCAUGUAUCUGAAUUGGACAGUAACUUUCAAGCACUAGCACUAGAGAGAGGAAACCAUCAGCUGCAUGCACUAGAUGUUGGCCAACAGAUCGCUCCUACAGCGAAGAAGAUAUGGAACUCCAAUGCGGAGGAGCAUUCGAAAAGUGAUGAUGCGAAGGGAAUUUUCCUUGGGGGUGACCAGACAUGGAGGGAGCUUGCCUGGAGCACAGGCCCCAUACAACCAUCAGGUAUGCAGCGAGCGAAAUUAGCGCUAUUUUGCCAGCGACC